Messenger RNA from Phytomonas sp. Hart1, 4041 nucleotides. The record is from the annotation of a GenBank genome assembly. NCBI's taxonomy places the organism in Eukaryota, Euglenozoa, Kinetoplastea, Trypanosomatida, Trypanosomatidae.
AUGUCAAUACACAAUUUCAAGCUUUCAAAGACAAUCCAUCGUGUGAUUCUUAUCGGCAGUCUCAACGAUUACGGAGCUGUGUGUGCGGCGUGCCUAGCCUUAUCACCUUUUCUUCAAACACAAAAGGUUGUUAUUACGCAACACGUCACUUUUGCCGGUGAUGGUAACGCUAAACCCACAUCCCAAACGCCUCCAGAUUCGCCAAGCGUCUCCUGGGGAAGUGAAGAAACUAACCAACACCAAAAAAAGGGUGCACAUGAGGCCGCGGCCGCUUUGGACGCCAUCCGAGAAGAAGCUUUGCGGACCUACCGCAAUGGGGGCUCUGAGAUGGAUGUUCCGUAUCAGUACUAUUACGGUCGGAUAGGCCCCAAAAAGGACGAGAUACCUGCACUAUUGGAACACAUUUCUCUCCAUGCUGACGGGCCUCUCCCCAUCAAUCUUCAGCACGAUUUACUUGUCUGUGUGUUGAGAGGGAUCUUAAAGGAUGAUUCCAUUCCUAACCCGAGAGCCAUACCUGAAAUAGAAAGGCUGUGCAAUCUUUCAGGCAACACCUUUUCUGGGCAUUUACUACUCAUCGUGGACAGUGAUCCUUAUUCGGUUGAACUUUUGAAUCGUUUCAUAGAAUUUAUUCAAAAAACUUCAAAGGUGGCUCAUGCUUCACGCCUUCCAAACUUGAUUGUCGUGCGCACUGAAGAUUUCAGUCCACCAGCGCUGCAUUUUAUGCUUACAAAGUGCAGUGUUAUGAGGCCAAGCGGUAUUCUGGGCAUGAUAGAAAGCGUGAGUGCCGGUAUUGCGUUGGGUGUUCUCACCUAUCUUCCCGUGUUUCGGCGCGACGAUGUGCCUUUUGUCCCAAUAGAUGUCGCUAUAAACACUGGACUCCUCGCCUUUACAGCAAUCCAAAACAAUUUCAUUCAGCCAUCCCUCCCUAUUGGUGCGAGCAUAGUAGGUACCGCGGAUACAAGGGUAGUCCGCGUGGAUGUCAAUAACCGCAAUUCGUUAGUCUGGGGCAUGGUAGCUGAGUAUAUCUUAGACUACUACGGCCGUUACGUUAAGAAGAUCUCAACGGUGUUUCCAGCGGAAGGCUUCCUCAGUAAUUCCCCCAAGAUUCAAUUUUUGUUCAGCACACAGGACGUUAUGAAUUGGGGUCCUGAGGCAAUCGACUAUUCACGAUGUAGGGAACAGAGUAAAGCACAGAGCCGCCGAAGAAGACUUUUUGAAACUUUUCCUGAUAAAAAAAAGAUUUCGAAUUUCUUUCUGCAUUUAGACAAAAUCAUACAAAAUGUCGAGGCGGUCUUGAAGCAUCACAAUAGGGUAACUAAAAAAGGAGAAAAAAGUUUGUUGAGAUUAGUUUCCUUCGGAAAGGGACAUAUCAAUGGGAAAGAUGAAAAAAUAGGUGGGAACGAUCUGAACGGCACCGUCACCCCUCACAUCUCAUGUGCAGAUAGUAGUGCUAUUUUCGGGUCUAUUGCGUAUCAGGAUCUUAUAGAACUUCUUCAGACCACCCAUCACACAGCUCCCCAAUCCCAGUACGUUUCCUUGAACGAAGUGGAAUGGAGCAUGUACAUCCGCUGUAUCGCUCGUAGCGUCCUACAGCAUUUUGCCUUGUGUUGGUUACGCGUGGGACAAGUGUAUCAGUCGACCCCCCAGCUAAUGCGACUUCCAAAACCUGUCCACUCCUUUGUUAACGACUUUAAUUAUGUAUCUGAAGCGCGAGAACCGCCAUUUCCGUCUAAAUGGCGUCAGUUCUUGGGGCCUGUUGACCAUAGCAUACGUGCGGGUAUGUGUGCGACAGGUUGCCGCGGGCCGAUGGUGAAGGGUCUGACCCUACAAGUACUUUCAACCAUUCUCGAAAAUCCAUCCAUCCAGAAGGAAAUAUCCAACACCGCAAUAUCUGAAGCGCAAUCUGUGGAGAAAAUCAAGGAGCGCGCUGAACGCAUGAUCCUACGCAUAGGUGAUACUCAAAACCAUUUCUACUGUCGUUCUAUAGGGUUUUUGGUCCAGAAGUUCCUAAACACUGUAUACUGCGGCGUCAGCUGCAAUGAUGGCACGUACGAGCGCCUCUUUCGUUGGAGCCGAAUGCCCUGUGUUGAGCUCGUUUACAUCCCACUGCAUCGUUCGUAUUCUGAUUUCCUCCUUGUGUCGGAUAUUCUUGCGUCUAUGGGUCUAUCCCCACCGCAUGUGGUAACCGGUGAAGACUUUCUUGGAUUAGGCAAGUUUUCGGAGCUAAUGCGCGGGAGUGGAUCCUUUUUCAUGCGACGCAAUUUCCGAGGAGACACGCUGUAUACUGCACUGUUUAGGAAGUACGUUCAUCAACUGAUGAUACGCCAUCUGCCGAUUGAGUUUUUUAUUGAAGCCAUGCGUAGCCGUACUGGGAAAACAAAAACGCCAAAAUUGGGAAUGCUAAAGUUCAUUAUGGAGGUGUUCUUCAACUUGACGCAAAAGGAACGACUGCAUGAUGUUCUUUUUGUGCCGAUAAGCAUUUCUUAUGAUGAAGUGUUGGAAGCUAAGAUUUUUGCGGAGGAGCUUCUGGGUAUCCCAAAACCUAAGGAAACCCUCAGUAACAUGGUCAAGGCCUUCAAAAACCUCAACCAUCGUUAUGGCAACAUUUACAUGCAUUUUGGCGAUGCUAUUUCGCUUAGGGAAUUCAUAGAAACCUGGGAUUGUUGCCAGCCCCUUCCAAAGUCCGGAAAUAAACCUAUCUCGAGCACGCCUCAAAAUGGCAGUUCCGAUGCGAACCCCUCAGGCUCUCCCACUCUAUUCGCUAAAAAUGCAAUGCCCGAGAAGGAGUACAAGCCUCCAGCUGCACUACUAGAGGCCCUGGGCUGGCACAUCACGCACAGACUCCAGGAGAAUAUCGUCAUCACCCCUGCGGCGGUAGUGGCCUCUGCCGUCGAAUGUACUCUACCCGUUUGUGAGGCCGAAGGUACCAGCCUAUCACUUACGCGCCUCCAUACAACGAUUGUGAUGUUAAUUCAGGCAGUUAAACAAAGAGGUGGGAAUAUGAGUUCCAUAUUCUAUACGCUCCCAAGUACUGAAGACGCUAAUAGCUCGACGGAUAGGACGAAUUUUGUUCGUUCGCUCGCUUCUACGCCUGAUAUCGCGCGGGUUAUGCAGCAGGGCGUGGAGAACCUUGGUCAAUUCCUUCGUGUGCAGUCCAGUAAUGUGGGGGUCGGCGAGGUAAUGUACCAUCCACCAACCGCAACAUCCCGUCUUGCCGUUCAUAUAUCAGCCAAUCAAUUGGUUCAUGUAUUUAUCGACGAGGCUGUUGUAGCCGUUGUGGCUCACGGCUACGGUACAUUGACCUCCUCCUCCUCCUCCACUGGAAACACUGCAUGUGUGGUGAACCAAACCGUUCUAAAGAGCAUAACCCGACUGCUUCGCCAACUUCUCUCAAAGGAAUUCCCAGACUUCUCGCAGAGUUGUCCCGAUAGCUUUGACGCCUGGAUGCAGCAUACACUAGCACGUUUUCACUUGGAUGAUUCAAAGUGGAAUGGGUCAGACGAUGAAUACUGCGUCAAAGGCAACGAAGCUCAUGGAAAGGAUGAUCUCAUCUCUUUACCCAUCACCCCGCUCAACGAUUUUUUGCUGCAGCUUAUCUUCCCGUACAUGGAUAUCUUGUAUUUGGUCUGUGUAGCGACACUUGUGCUGCUCGAAAUGUUUCCCGAGCAACCACUUUACACAAAACCAAUGAUUACUGCCAUCUUCAAGACCGCUUUAAGUCUGUUCGAAGAGCAAAAUAUCAUUAGGUACGUAACAAUAUGCAAUAACGAUACAGUCAACAAUUGCCUUGAUUCCCUUUUGAAGCUUCCUCUAAUGCAUAAUCUCUCAAAAUUCACGCUGUUGGAGAGGAAGCAGAGGAAGCAUGCUCCAAAAUUGCCAUCCCUUGAUGACAAGAACGUGUCUUCCUCAAUGAAAGAUCUCAUUAAGAAGCUGCAUGCUCUUCGGUUGCCCCAAUCCAUGGAUCCUAAUGAAGAGAUGCAUACUGUUAAAAGAACCCUGUUACGUUGUUACGCGGAUGUGAGCGAAGGAGCAAAGUUGUAG